Pocillopora damicornis (cauliflower coral) is the source of this 7171-nucleotide messenger RNA. RefSeq lists its product as uncharacterized. Gene Ontology annotation, cellular component: plasma membrane protein complex; ciliary membrane. The record is from RefSeq and is a predicted model, not a curated record. NCBI's taxonomy places the organism in Eukaryota, Metazoa, Cnidaria, Anthozoa, Scleractinia, Pocilloporidae. Gene Ontology annotation, biological process: smoothened signaling pathway.
ACGAAGCGAAAGGAAAAUGGCGGAGUUAGCGGAAAAAUGAGUCUUUUGUAUCUUAUGCAAAUAUUUGGCCAAGAGCGUCAAUCUAGAGCAAAUUUCACGGCUAAGAGAGUGACGCAAAACUUAUAUUGACGUGAUCCGCUUUUUUUUUUUAAAUUCUGCGUAGCUUUGAAGUGUCUUUUUGCCCAAACUGGUUAGUGUACGAACCCUACCUUAUACGCGCGAAUCUUUUCCCGAUCACAGGCGGACAACAUUUUAUUUUCAUCGCUCCGAUUGCACGAUCGUGCGAAGAUACUGUUGGAUAAAACUUACUUUUACUUACAUUUGAAGAGCUUAAUCAGCGACAUGUUAAUCGUCAUGUCAAUUGUGUUUUUGUUUGCGCUCGACGUUGUAGACACACGACCCCAUUAAUUACAAAUGCAUUUACUCACUGAGGUACUCUGCGAACAGGCUCAGCUGAUAAAAUGUCGGUAGCAUUUGAUGGUUACGGUUUAUCCAUAACUUCUGAAGUCUUCCCUCCGUCUUUGACUCAAAUUGAAGGAGGUGAUUUGUUAAAUUUGACCUUUCACUUGAAUUAUAAUGGAACAAAGAUUGGUGCAUUAUACGAGAACUCGUCUACUUGUCAUGAGCUGAAAAACAGCUCAUUGUUCGUGAAUCUGGUUAUUACUUUGCCAAUUGUGUUUGACAUUGUAAGCCACUCAAAUCAAAGCAGUCAAACCGGGAUUGUCACUUCAAACAUAUCAAACUGUUCGUUUGUGCCAUUGUUAAAGAUAAACUCCAGCUCUUCAGUUGUUUCUAACCACAUGCCAGGAAUCAAGGCUCUAAAUUUUCACAUCUUCUCACAAAAUUUUAGUUGGACAGCAACCCUGAAUGUCAGACUUAAAUUGCUUCCUUCAGCCAGAGCUGAUAGUUUAUUAAACAUAACUGCAAAUGUCACAAUUUCAAAUAAAACUAUGGAAGAUGACAUUAGCAUAGCAUCAUACAGAACUGCAGUUCCUGGUAAUCUGCAGUUUGAAUUGAAGAGCACAUCAAUUCCAGAGACACCUGGCCCUACUUUAACUUCAGAGGAGGAAAUAACGUUAUUUGCAAGCUUUCACAUUCCAAGGAUAACAGCAAAUGUAAAACUUCAGGUACUGCUGCCUGUCUUCAGAAACUCAACACCUAUGAAAUUUGUAAGUGGAUCAGUGGUUGAUUUAUCAGAAGGAGUGAAACCAAAGUUGCUAAUGGAAGGAUCAGGACCCAGAUUCAUUGUGAGUCCUUCAACAGCUCAUCUGUUUCCGCUGACUCAAAAUGUGGUUGAGUUUGCAUUUGGAGAUACAGUGAACAAAGGGAAUGAAUCAUUUAAUGGAACCAUAACAGUGGAAGUUACUGGUGCAGUGGACUCAUCCCGUGGUGUUUAUAUACCAGAAAGUUUUGGAAAUGUCACUUGCAUUCUUAUGUAUGAUUCACCAAGAGACUCCUAUUUAACAGCCAACAAAACUUUGAUUACUCUGAAGCUUGGGCAGCCACUACUUGAGUUUCAUUUGGAAGCAGAUAACUCUGAUUGUUGUUAUGAAGGUAAAGACAUGGUCGACAUCAAAUACGAAGUCAAGAAUCCUGACUUUUCAACUGCUCCUGCAUGGAAUUUGACUUUAAACAUUUCAGUGCUGUCAGCUGACAUAGAAUUGCACAAUUUUUCUGCCUUUUUGUGUGGGAAUACCUCAAUUUUCAACAUGACUUCUAAUCAAAGUGUUGCUGAGACCAAAUGCCGUGACCUAUAUGGAACAUAUAUGUUAACAAAAGCUAAUGCUGGACUUCAAGUGAAGCUAACAAGGUUGAAUGUAUCUUCAUGGGUGUAUGGUCAUCUACAUAAUUAUGUGAAUUCAUCAGUGGCAGCAGGAAGUUUCCAUGACAACAACUUAACUCUGGAAUACACUCGCAAAGGCUGGUUGCCAAUUGGAGAUGUUGACACAGAGACAAUAGGGAUCAAAAAUGUCGCAGCCCUGACUCCCUCUGUUCUUAGUAGUGAUGUGCCUGAUCCGAUAGGUGACCCAAAGGAUGUUACUAUUGGAGAAGAAAUAGUUUUGCAAGCAAUUGUUCAGAUCCCUGUGUCUACAAAUCCAGAUUUUUUCUUAAAACUCUUUGGGAGUGGUUUUGAAGCAGUAGAUGGGCAGAUCACCACAGUUGGCAGAAAUAUAAAAUCACUUGAACAACGGAUUGAUGCAGCUUACAAUCUCAAUGUCUCUGGAUCUACUGUAAGUAGCAAUUUAGGAACUGUUGUGAAUGUUGGAGACAAUGCCCAGUUGUCGGCAAGUACAAUUACCUAUACUGCAACCAUGAGGGUUGCUGAUGUUGUGCAGAACAUAAAUGGCAAAAGACUAGCAAUUGUAUCUGAUACAAUCGUCAAUGGACAACCCCAAGUUCCCAGUUCAUUGACAUUAAAGGUUGUCCUACCUGAUUUAUCUGUCACUGUCACUGUAAAUAAGAUAUCUGGCGUUGACCCAAAUGAUGAUCUUACAUUCACCGUCAAGCUGAGUCAUUCUAAACACUCAGCAUCACAUGCAUAUCGGGUGCUUCUGGAGAUUGCUGCAUCUGAUGAGUACUUUGAAAAUGUUCAAGAGGUUGGCUCUCCAGAUGUAGGAGUUUUGUCUGUGGUUGCUGGCAACAAUGCCCCAAGUGGAAAUCCAAGGUAUAAUAAUUCGAACACAAAAGUGAUUCUUUAUCAAGUUACCGAUGGCCUGCUCCUUGGUAAGAGCGUCUCCUUUCAGUACAAGGCUACAACUGUUGGUAACCUUCAGCCCAGCAUAUACAUCUCUUCCCCGGUCUUCCUCUCCUAUGCAACACUGCCGCCCAGUUUGUCACCUCGAGAAGGGAGAAAGUUUGAACAUAACUCUGAUCAGGCUUCUUUUCUCACUUUCCGCCCUCUUCCAUAUGUAACAGUUAGCUUCCAGGCUCCCGCCAAUGAUUCGUUUGAUGCCGGUGACAGAGUAGAAUAUGAACUGAUCCUAAACAACAUUGAUUCAACAAUAUCAGCGUAUUCACUGUCUGUAAUAGUAUCCUUUGAGACUGUCGACACCAACAGUCUCAACACAUCUUGCAGUGGAGGUACGCCUAAGUUUAACGCUACCACAAAGCAAUCAAGACUCUUCAUAACACCUCUGGCCCCCUCACAAAGCAUCCACUGCAAGUACGAGUCUCGACUCCAAGCUCGCGUCAGCCCAAAGCAGUUGAUCUCUCAGAUGGUUACCGUAGAGUACUACAACAAAGAUGUAGGAAACAACCCGCAGAAUGCGGCAAGCUAUAAUGAAAAGAGACAUGCUAACAUUACUACCAAGUCUAUCGAUACCUCGAUACUGUCCAGUAAGAAUGCGGAUAAGUUAGAGGCAGGUGAUCCAGUUAAUUUUACCGUUCAGUUACAACUCCCUGAGUGUGAGACCAACUUGAGUGUAGUAGUUGAUUUGCCCACAGUCCCAGAGAGCGUUAUUGAUCUGGCUCGUAAAAGGAGGAGUUUACAAGGAAUCGGAAUUGAGAGUGAAGAGGAUAACUUACGGUCUCGGCACAAGCGUUCAGCAGGUGUGGUCAACGCCCUAUCUCCUAUUCUAGGUGACAGUUUUGUGAAGUACGGAGAUGGCCUGACUUUAUCUCUGAUCCCAGUCAUAACACCUGCGAACCCUACGACUCUGACUAUACCCUUUGGUACUGUUCAGAAUCUUCCCGGCUCUGGAUCCAAUGAUACAAUCGAGAUCUUUCUAAAGUUUAACACCGCAAACAGACCACUCAUUCUUAGUGGACGACGCCUGUACUUGACAGUGAAGUUGAAUUUUGAUGCUGGAUCAGAUAGUGGGGUGAAACAGUUUGUUAUCGUUGGACCACUGGUGAAGCCACUACUGUCCAUUGUUAAAACUGUGGAGAUAGCAGAGAAGAACGUGGACUCGCCUCUUGUGUUAUUUAACAUUACCGUCAGUCACACCAACGCCUCUGUUUACGAUGCGACCAACCUAACUGUCCAGGAUUCCACACAAGGAAUGGAUUUUUAUGAUUCUGAUUCGUCGACUCAAGGCGCCUUUGUUACGUUUCCCAGAAAGAACAGCUUUGAAAUUCGUUUUACCCUUCGAAGUCUACGCGUUGGUGAGACAAGAUCCUUUAUCUAUGUGGCUCGAUUUAAAGUGGAUGAGAAGGAGCCGACCACGCUGCGUAUCCCUGCUACAGUGACAUGGAAGAGUGUACAGCUAAACAGCCUGACUUACAGAGUCUCAAGCGAUGCCAGCACGUCUUGUCUUCAAAGAGCUGACGUGGAUGAACCAGAGCGUCGUAAAGUGUUUGGUUAUUUUGCUCUUGGCGUUUUCCUUGGUUUGUUAUUCGGAGCUCUGAUUGCUGCCAUCUUGAUACUGGUGGUGAUAAAAUGUUGCGAUAAGGGCAAGAUGGCGCCGUAUUAUACGCGCUUUACUAACACAACCACCAUGACUGUUUUGACUGGAGGAUCUCAGUAUAUUUACCACGGCGGUGAAAUGCCAGACAACAAACCAGUGGAAACACACAAAGAAAUCAGUAUUGUUCAAACUGACGAGAGUAUCGUGCCUAUUCUAGCUCUGGACAAAGCUUCUCAGACAGAGAAAGAGUUCAACAGCCUUGAUGUACAAGCUACAGCGGCUCUGGAUGCUGACUUGGAGGCUCAACGACAAAACAUGUUUAUCAGAGCUCUCAAACUGCUGGCCAAGAAACUGCGGGUGAAAAGAGACAUAUCAACUGCACAAGAAAACAAGUUUGCGUUGGAAAUCAAGCAGGCAAUCGGUGCAGUGGCAUUCAAAAUGGCAGCAGAGUACAGGAGGAAAUCUGCUGAGCUCAGAAGGAGGCUGACAGCAGACGGAAAGAAUCGUUUAGAUGCCUUACAUCGGGAGCAAGCGAAAGAACGAGAGGAAACUGAAAACAAAAUCAAGGGACUUGUGAAUGAGCGAGAAAAGAGGAACAUCCUUGAACUUCUGAAACGGCGGCAAGAUGCCCAAGAAGAAGAGCUGAAACAGAAUCUAAAACUGGAGCAAGAUGUUGAGAUGGAGAAGCUCAGAAAGGAAAUUUCGAUAAGUAAACGUUUUGCGCUGAAAGAAUCUCAAAACCAACUGAUUCAGAAUUUAAUAAAGGAUGCAAAACUGAAUGAAGAACAAGCGAACGCCAUUAUGAAGAAUCACUUGGCCAACAUGGCCGCCAUAGACAAAGCUACAGACGAGGAGCGGGCCAGACGUGUCAUGGCGCUGGAAAUGAGGUUGGCAGAGCGAAGGGCGCUAGCAAAACAGAAGCAUGAAGAAGAGGAACGUAAAAAAGGAGAUCUAGGCAAGUUAGAACAAAAUCACGCCGAAGCACUGGAAAAUCUUGUCCGGUCAUCGAAUCUCAACUCAGAAGAUGCUGCGACUUACUUGGAACGAUUUAGAAAAGACUUGGAGGUCGUGGACAGCAAACUUGCAAAGGACAGAAAGCGCCAGGAACAGAAAUUACAUCAUAAACUGACGGCACUUAAGCAGAAAAGAAUUGAAGAAAAGUUGCGCGAGCAUCAGCGGGAAAUCAAGGAAUUUGAGGAACAACAGGAUGAGAAGUUUGAACAAGUAGAAAUUGAUACUGUGUCUUCCAUAACUGAGAAGCAGAAAAUUUUGCAAAAACAUCGACAAGAAAUUGAGGAAAUAGAGCAAACUUCAGACAGAGAGGCUGCAGAACAAAUCGAAGCCCUCAGAGAUCAACAGACACAUGAUGGGAACCAGAUGAUCAAAAACAAUACUCAAAAAAUGUAUCAGGAGUUGGUUAAUAAAGGUUUAUCUGAGUCUGAGAAGGAAGCAAUUUUGGAACGGCAUAUGGCGGACAUUGCGAUGCAGCAAGAGGCCAGAGAAGAAGAGCGAAAACGUCAAAGAGGAAUGCUGGAGAAAAGACUAGAAAAACAACGUGCUGCUUUAGAGAAGAAAAUGAAGGAAGAACAAGUGGAACAGGCCGAAAUCAGGAAACAAGAGGAUAAGAUCGUAGGGGAUUUGAUAAUCAAUCAAGUUGCAAUGUCUGAGGAGGAAAGAGAGAAAAUCAUUCAAGAACACGAGAAGAACCUGGCUGCACUUGAAAGCAGUCUGACCCUAAACAAGUUACGUCAACGGCAAAUGUUGGAGGACAAACUUGCCCAGCGGAGGAAGAGAAGAAUGGAGGAGUUGGAACAGAAACAAAUGCAUGAGACUAAGGAUCGGGAUUACAGCGACAAAAUCUUAGUGGAAGGCGAAGAUAUAGAGAUGAUCAAGAAACACGAGCAAGAGAAAAUGGCGGCGAUGAAGGAGGAUGAGUUGCAAAUCGAUGAUGAAAUGGAAGCGGUUAGGCAAGAAAUGCUCGCAGAAAGGUCUAAGAGGCUCGAGGAACAUCACGAAAAACUGGGUGCAAUCAUUGCCAACCUACAGAUUGAGAAAGCAAAACAGAUCUCAAAGAUAGCAAUGCAACAACAGGCUCUGGGCCAGCUUCAAGCAGGUUUAAUUGAUGAAUUAGAAUCCAAAGGAACCUUCCAGGAUCCUGAGACGCAGAAAAUUAUGGAAAAAUAUCAAAAGGAUACAAAAAAUCUUGAAGAUAAUUUGAAAGAACAAAAAGAAAGACAGGAAAAGGCACUGAAAGAACGCCUUCAGGAGAGGAUGAGGCAGAGAGAGGAAACUCUUGUCCAGAAACAGAAGGACGAGUUAACUCAGUACUUAAACGGUCUGAACGUGAACAACAUGGCCAUGAAGCUGCGAAAAGCUGCUUUGAAGGCGAGACACGAGAAGGAACGCAAUGAAAUGAAAAACAGACUACAGAAGGAGAUUGACCAAUCGAUUAAUGAAUUAAAGAUGACAUUUGACAUAAAGAGAAUGCAGGCAAUUGAGGAACAGAAUAUCAAGUUGAUCUCCAUUUUAGUUCAACAAGGUAAACUUCAGGAAGGUGAACUGGAAUCUGUGCUCAAAUACCUUUUCCCCAAAAAAUCUUCUAACGAAAUCGACGAGCUUCUCUCUAAGAUAUACGGUUCAAAUCAUACUAAAGAAAGUAAACAGACUUUCACAGACCCUCGGAGACCAAGUACAUUAGAGGCUAGGAUCAGAAGGAGAAGUUCUGUCCAUAUGACCACGCCUCCGACAGGAAGUGAGACACCUCCGUCUGAUCCAAAUCACAACCAAUAAGAAGACGUCUUAAGUCAACGGCCGUGACAUGACAG